Molecule: messenger RNA, 2227 nt
Organism: Salvia hispanica
Lineage: Eukaryota; Viridiplantae; Streptophyta; Magnoliopsida; Lamiales; Lamiaceae
Product: Pentatricopeptide repeat (PPR) superfamily protein
Molecular function (GO): protein binding
Source: RefSeq, a predicted model, not a curated record
AACUCCGAGAAAGCAAAAUCGAAUGAAGAGAGAGAUAGACAGAUGGUAGUGAGAGAAAAUUUGAGGUUGAGGAAAGUCCAGUCCCAUUUCAACUGAGGGCGGAGUUUACAAGAGCAGCUGCAGCGCGCGGCCGCAAGCAGAUUUCUCGGUCAUAAGGUCGAGUUAUUAAGUGGAAUUCAUCACAAGAAAUUGAUCAUUUACGCUUGUUCUGUUUUUCAAUUAAUUGAGGAACAGCAAUGGCUUAUGCAGUUGCACCGCAUAAAUCUUUGAUUGAGGUUCAUAAUUCGCAUAGGCUGAACUCAUUCUCCAACCAAGCAGAUAUAAAUUCGGAUUCAAGGGCUACAGUUCCAACUAAAUGUGCUCUGCGGCAGGCUGAUACAAAUGGUGCCAAAUUCACACCUUCUUUGUGGUGCAGAGGGCAGCAAGCAGGUGUGCGCAUUGAUAGGCGUGGCGAACAAGAGAUGAAAUCAAAUGGUAACAGGAUGGGAUCUGAGAGGAAAUUCAACGGCAAAAUGCAUCCGAGCACGUAUUCGUAUUCGUUGAAGUUUGCCUCGGAUGGUUCCUUCCUUGAGAAUGAUGAGAAGACCAACAAUGAAAUCCUCCAGAGUUUGUGCAGCCGUGGGAAAUUAGUCGAAGCAGUGAAGUUGGUGGAUGUCAUGACACGCAGAAACCAGAUUCCGGAUUUUCAGUCCUGCAUAAACAUCAUCAGAGGUCUGGUGAAUGCUAAGCAAACAGAUAGGGCUUAUAAGGUUCUUCAGUUAGUCGUUAUGACUGGUGGGAUUCCUGAUAUUAUAACCUAUAAUAUGGUGAUUGGUGGUUUGUGUAGGAAAAAGUAUCUCAAAGUUGCUAUUGAUUUGGUAGAGUGCAUGAGCUUGAGUGGUUGCCCUCCUGAUACCAUCACUUUCAACACAAUUAUACGAGCCAUGUUCGAUCAGGGCAAGUGUGACGAGGCUGUCCAGUUUUGGAAGGACCAGCUCAGAAAGGGCUGCCCUCCUUUUGUGAUCAGUUACACGAUCCUCAUUGUGUUGGUGUGUAAGAAAAUUGGAGCCACGCGGGCUCUGGAAAUCAUGGAGGAUAUGGCAGUUGAGGGGUGUUAUCCUGAUAUGGUGACCUAUAACUCCAUUGUCAAUCUUACUUGUAAGCAGGGGAAUUAUGAAGAGACUACAUUGGUUGUGUGCAACUUUCUUUCACGCGGGAUGGAACCAAACACUAUAACGUACAAUACCCUGCUGCAUUCUCUUUGUAUGUAUGGGUGUUGGGACGAAGUAGAUGAGAUGCUUUCCUACAUGAUUGAAAGCUCGAGCCCUCCUACAUCUGUAACAUACAAUAUUAUUAUCAAUGGUCUGUGCAAGGAGGGACUGGUUGAUCGUGCUAUUGACUACUUUCAUCAGAUGGUUUCAAACGGCUGCUCUCCUGAUAUUGUUACUUAUAACACCUUGCUACGUGCAUUGUGUAAGGAGACCAUGAUAGACGAAGCUAUUGAGAUUCUUCACCGCUUGAGAAAUACAAAUUGCUCUCCCACCCUUAUCACAUACAAUAUUGUGGUUGAUGGAUUGGCCAAGCAGGGAGUGAUGGAGAAGGCAAUGGAGGUGUACAAGUACAUGCUGGAGCAUGGGCCUCGCCCUGAUGAUGUAACAUAUCGAUGCUUGAUUUGGGGCUUCUGUCGGGCUGAUCAGGUUGAGGAAGCCGUGGAACUGCUGAAUGUUAUGGGGUUGUAUAACAGGCGCAGAGUGAGGGACAACUGUUAUAGAUUCAUCAUUCAUAGGUUAUGCAAGAAGAAGGAAGUGGAUGCUGCUGUUGAAGUUGUAAAACUGUUUAUUUCAAGUAGAAAAAAAUGUGAUCCCAUCUUUUGUCCCACCAUUAUUCUAGGAAUACAUGCUGCAGGCAUGAUCGAUGAAGCUGCAGAGCUCCGCAAGAAGUUGAUAGAGAGAGAGUUGCUCUCUCUUUAGGGAGGUAGUGUAGGUUUAGCGUUUCGGACAGGAACGAGGGGAGGCAUAUGCUUGUGUUUUGAGCUCAUCUUAGGAAGAGAAGGGCAAGUUUUUAGGUUUUUUUUUUUGUAGGAAGCAGAAGAGAAAGCUAAAGAAACUCGUUAUUUUUGAACGAUUUAGAAUAACUUUAGAUGCAGAUUUUUGGCCCUUCAUUCUGCUCUUGGAGUUUUUAUGUAUGGAUUCUCCACUCGAAAUAUUGAAUUUUGUAUCUUAUCAAAUACAAGUGUGCUUAUUCUCCA